Gracilinanus agilis (Agile Gracile Mouse Opossum) is the source of this 3317-nucleotide messenger RNA. It is a transcript of the gene PPP1R13L, whose product is annotated as protein phosphatase 1 regulatory subunit 13 like. Gene Ontology annotation, biological process: positive regulation of cell differentiation; regulation of transcription by RNA polymerase II. The transcript has 12 exons. Bases 270 to 2801 code for a protein of 843 amino acids. Lineage: Eukaryota; Metazoa; Chordata; Mammalia; Didelphimorphia; Didelphidae. Gene Ontology annotation, molecular function: transcription factor binding. The record is from RefSeq and is a predicted model, not a curated record.
GAGAGGCCUGAGUUCGAAUCCUGUCUGACACAAACCUCGUGACCUCGGGCAGCUGGCCGGCCCUGGGCUUCAUCUCCAAGGCCCUCUCCAAGCCUCGAUCUGGAAACUGGGCUAAUAAUCAUGCCGAGGCUCCCAUCAUUAUCUGGCCUCCCGAAGCCGCAGGGAGACCUCGCCCCCUCCCCCUCCCGCCCCGAGUCCUCCGAGACCCUCCCGGUGGGGGCUCAGCGGCCUCUCUCCUUCCCGCAGGCGCGCCCCCCAGCCUGGGCACCAUGGACAGCGAGGCCUUCGAGAGCGCGGCGCGGGAACUGCUGGACUUGAACUUCCAAUCCUUGGCCAUGAAGCAUAUUGACCUGAAGCAGAUGGAGCUGGACACGGCCGCGGCCAAAGUGGACGAGCUCACCAAGCAGCUGGAGUCGCUGUGGUCCGACUCGCCCGCCCCCGCCACCCCUCCGCCGCAGACCAGUGUCCCUGCGAGGCUGACCAGAUACAGCUCCAGUCCCACUCCUGACCAUUUUAGCCGCACCUCUUCACCCCGGAAGGUGGCAGACAGUGGGGAUGCCACCUACACCCGCUCAGAGAACUCUCCCACCUUGCUCUCAUACAGUCCUCUGUCCCCCAAAGGGCGCCCAGCCUCCCCCCGCACGCCCCUCUACCUGUCUCCAGAGUCAUACUCGCCACUGGAACGAGCCCCGUCCCCACGGCCCAAAGUGCUAAGUUACGAGGCUGCCGUUGGCUCUCUGGGCCGGGCCCCAUCCCCGAGGCCUGGCUCUGGCCCCCUGCGGCCCACAGGGCCCCCCCCACAAUAUGACUUCCUAGCCAGUGGACGGGCUGGCUCUCCUCGGGGCGACGGCUCUCAGGCCUUCUUCCCUGACCACCGAGGAGCCUCCCCCCGCCUGGGCUUUCCUGCCACUUACGAGGGCUCCACUCUCUUUGGGAGUCCGCCCCCCGGUGCUGGGGGCAGUGCCUUUGCUCCGCUUCGGGCACAAGAUGACCUGACACUCCGCCGGCGGCCCCCCAAGAGCUGGAAUGAGUCGGAUUUGGACGUAGCCUACGAGAAGAAGUCGUCAUCUCAGACCUCCAGCUAUGAACGCCUGGAUGCUUUGGGGGGCCUGCGUCCGUCCUCCCCAUCCUUGCAGCUGUUACCUUGGCGGGAGAGCAGUCUAGAUGGCCUGGGUGGCCCGGGCAAGGACAGCCUCACCAGUUCCACUCUGCCCCGGAAUUACAAAGUGUCUCCCCUGGCCAGUGACCGGCGGACGGAGGUUGGGGGAUAUCGCCGCUCCUUGGGUCCAGGGGUCCCUGGCACCCUUCCUCGAAGCUGGCAGCCAGCCAGCCGCAUCGUGAUGCCACCCACCAGCGCCCAGACCCGGGGGGCCCCUCGCCAGCGGCCUAUCCCUCUCUCCAUGAUAUUUAAGUUGCAAAACGCCUUCUGGGAGUAUGGGGCGGCCAAGGCAGGGCCUCCGGGCUCGCCCAUUAUCACACGGGCUCCCCUACCCAAGCUGACCCCCCAGGCCCCAGCCCCAGUCCCAUCCCCGGCCCCUCAGAGCCCAGUCUUAGCCCCUCAGAGCCCGGUCCCAGCCCCACAGAGCUCAGCCCAGACUCCGGCCACUCAGCUUGUACCGCCAGCCCGGCCUCCAGGAGGUGAAGGUCCCCCAAAGCCCCUGGAAGAGCCGGAGCCGGAGCCGGAGCUGGAGGGGCUGCUGGCCCCUGCCCUGGAGGUCGUAGAGACCGAGGAAGGCGCCGUGCCUCGACCCCUGAGCCCUACCCGGCUACAGCCGGCGCUCCCCCCGGAGGCCCAGACGGUGCCCGAGCUGGAGGAGGUGGCGCGGGUGCUGGCGGAGAUACCGCGGCCCCUGAAGCGCCGAGGCUCCAUGGAGCAGAGCCCCGGCCCAGCCCUGCCCCCCACCCACAAGAAACAGUACCAGCAGCUCAUUAACCGCCUCUUCCACCGGCACGGGGGCAGUGGCGGAGGUCCUCCCCGCGACGGUGGCGCCGGACCUGGGGGCCCUGAGCCCGAGCUGCCCUCCAUUACGGAGAGUGGCGAGGCACGAGCGGGGCCCCCUGCCCCGGCCCCCCCAACGCCUACCCUCCUACCCCCCAGCCUUCCUGAGCCACCCCCGCCCCAGAGCACGGAAAUGCGCUCGGUGCUUCGGAAGGGGGGCUCCCCCCGCAAGGCCCGCCGGGCCCGCCUUAACCCCCUCGUGCUACUGCUGGAUGCGGCGCUCACCGGGGAGUUGGAUGUGGUCCAGCAGGCUGUGAAGGAGAUGAAUGACCCCAGCCAGCCCAAUGAGGAGGGCAUCACAGCCCUGCACAAUGCCAUCUGCGGUGCCAACUAUGCCAUCGUGGACUUCCUCAUUGGUACCGGUGCCAACGUUAACUCCCCGGACAGCCACGGCUGGACACCCUUACACUGUGCCGCCUCUUGCAACGAUACGGCCAUCUGCACAGCGCUGGUGCAGCACGGGGCCGCCAUCUUUGCUACGACCCUGAGCGACGGCGCCAUGGCCAUCGAGAAGUGCGACCCUUAUCGGGAGGGCUACGCGGACUGUGCCACCUACCUGGCAGAGGCUGAGCAGAGCAUGGGCCACCUGCAUGGAGGGGCAGUCUAUGCCCUCUGGGACUACAGCGCCGAGUUUGGGGAUGAGCUGUCCUUCCGGGAGGGAGAACCUGUGACUGUCCUGCGCCGGGAUGGCCCCGAGGAGACGGACUGGUGGUGGGCAGCACUGCGGGGCCAGGAGGGCUAUGUGCCCAGAAACUACUUUGGGUUGUUCCCCAGAGUGAAACCUCAGCGUGGAAAAGUGUAGGAUCCCAGACCAAGCGCCAGGAAGAGCCGAUGGAGAGAUGAGAAUCAAGGAGGAAUUUCCCAGCUCCUCCUGCUCCUGAUCCAGGGAGAGGGGGAUGAACUUGGAACCUGUCUUUGAAAGGGGAAGGGGCCCCCUAAAUCCUGUCCAUGCCAUUACUAUAGCCCCUCUCAGGCUCCAGCUACAUGUCCAGAGCACCCUGACCCCAGUGGAGUUGUCAUGGCUGAGCCAGAUCAAUCAGCGAUGCCACCCUCCCCUCCCCCAAAACAAAACAAUUCAGCCCUCCAUGAUCCCAGAAGCGAGAAGAUUCUCUCACCCAGGCCACACAACACCAGCCUGCAAUGAACUCUGACCCGGUCUGUCUUCUGCUCUCUUUCCCACCAGCAGCCUUGGGGGUUGGAGGUACAGUAACUUCCUCCCUCCUUCCCCCAACCAAGUGCCUUCAGAAUUGAUGCUUGGUUUGUAAUUAAAUAGGAAAAAGCAAAUGCUUUUGAAAUAAAGGUCCUGUCUUUGGAUGAA